AUGGCUUGGAUCAAGACGGCACAAGCCAACCCAAUAUUGAGGACUCGUAUGAUCCCAACAAGUCAGCUCGGGUGUGUGCAAGCAGUGGUACGAGGAUCAAUUCCAUGGCAGGUGCGGGAAACAGACGACGGCAUAAAUGGUGAGAUCUCCAGCCCUUCUUGGCGAGCAGGAGCUCCGCUGGCGUACUUCGUCUUCAAUGUCACCGAACAUAAACUGAAAGUGACAAUUCAUCAUUCCAUCUGCGACCAAUGGUCGAUGGCAUUGUUGUUGCGCCAAGCCGACGCCUCCUACAGAGGCGAGGAACUAUCUUUCCAUUCCUUUCGUCCUUUAGUGGAUCAUGUGCAGCGGACCCAAGACAAAGCCAAAGAUUUCUGGGGGUCAAUUCUCCGUAAUGCACACGAGACCACGACAAGGGCAUUUCCUCAACUGCCCACAGUGGGUCAUUUUGCCAAACCAACCGAGCGGCUAGAGAGGUCCUUUAACAUCCAAGAUGGAGAGAGUUCCUCAAGCACUAAGAUUUGGUUGGUAUGGGCGAUCCUGCCAUCGGUCUAUACUGACUCUGAUGAUACAUUAUUUGGAGCAGUCAAUGCAGGUUGUACAGUGUCCGUUGCAGAAGUGCAGGACUUGAGCGGACCUGCGCUCGCUAGCGUGCCGGUGCGCAUCAAGCUGUGCCGGAAGAAUACCGUUGCGGAUAAUUUGGUUGCAAUACAGGAUGAAUGGGCAGCAUCCAUGGAGUUUGAACCUGUCGGGUUGCAAAAUUUGCUUCGCCUUGGACCUGGUCCAGCGGCAGCAUGUCAUUUCCAGACCCUGCUCUCGGUCCAACCUCGAGAUGGUCAUCAACUUCCUGACACAUUCUAUCAAAGUCGAUCGAGCAAAUUAACACAUGAAAUGUAUCCUUUGAUCCUACGUUGUCGCCCCUGGACCGCGACAAUGGGGAUUGAGGCUUCAUUUGACCCGACAGUAGUCGAGCCCUUUCAAAUGAAGCGAAUAAUCUCCCAAUUCAUUCAUAUCUACCAGCAGAUAGACACUAAACAGGGCCUCACACUUUCCGAAAUCAGUAUUAUGAGCCCUGAUGAUUUGAACGACCUCCGCCGCCAAAACAUAUGCAAAAAGCACCCCGAUGCCACGCCCUGUGUUCAUUCUCUCAUUGAAAGAAGCACGCAACAACAGCCUUUCCCCCCCGCCAUCAGUAGCUGGGAUGGCAACUAUUCUUAUCUAGCCCUUGACCACUUGUCCUCAGCAUUGGCGGACCUUCUUUCUCUGCAUCAUGUCGGCCCUGGUUCAUUUAUACCUAUACUCUUGGGAAAGACUAAGUGGAUGGCUGUUUCCAUGCUUGCUGCGAUGGAAGCUGAUGCUGCUUUUGUGCUGCUAGAACCAUCAAACCCACAGUCCCGUUUACGCAAUAUGUGCGAAGCUAAUGCAGCUCCCCUAAUAUUGACUCGUGGUUCGCAUGUUGAUCUGGCGGCCCAGCUUGGGUUCCAAGUAUUGCUCCACGUGGAUAACUUUGACUCGGAGAAGCUGCAUCGCAAUAGUAUCUCUCGUAGGCCCUCAGUCAAACCACAAGAUCCCAUCUAUCUGACAUUUACCUCUGGAUCCACAGGAACUCCCAAAGGGGUGAUUGUUCACCAUGAAGGAUUUACUUCUAGUUCUGUGGCUCAUGGCAGGCCAUAUCACUUCACGCCGGAGUCGCGUGUACUGCAGUUUGCCUCCCCAGCAUUUGAUUCUUGCAGUAUCGAACAUCUUAGCACGCUGAUCCAGGGAGGCUGCGUUUGCAUCCCAUCAACGGAGGACUGCCAAAGUCAUCUUGUGGAAUCUAUGAACCGCUUUGCAGUGAACAUUGCGUGUCUGACGCCCAGUGUCACCCAGAUCAUUAGUCCUGACAGUGUCAAGUCAUUGAAGAUUUUGAUGCAUGUCGGAGAGGCAGUCCUAGCUAGCGACGUUGCUCGCUGGGAGCAUUUUGUACACGUUGGAAAUGCAUACGGCCCGGCAGAGUGCUCAGCAGUAUUCAGUGUACAACCAAACCUCAAGAGCAAUGAUCCAACAAAAAUAGGCUUUGGCACAGGGGGAUCGGGAUGGGUUGUUCAUCCUGAAGAUCAUCGGGUGCUCAUGCCAUUAGGAUGCACAGGAGAACUGUUAAUCGAAGGACCCAUCGUUGGCAAGGGGUAUUUAUCGAACCCUGAGCAAACGGCUCAGGUCUUCCUUGAAGCACCCCCCUGGCGUCUACAAUAG
Messenger RNA from Penicillium digitatum Pd1, 2229 nucleotides. Its product is annotated as HC-toxin synthetase. Gene Ontology annotation, biological process: secondary metabolite biosynthetic process; amino acid activation for nonribosomal peptide biosynthetic process. The record is from RefSeq and is a predicted model, not a curated record. Gene Ontology annotation, molecular function: phosphopantetheine binding; catalytic activity. Gene Ontology annotation, cellular component: cytoplasm. NCBI's taxonomy places the organism in Eukaryota, Fungi, Ascomycota, Eurotiomycetes, Eurotiales, Aspergillaceae.